AUGGAAAGGCUGGUAUUUUUGAUGAGCUUUUGUUCGCUGUUGUCCAAUACACAGCAAGCACCAUCAUUUCUUAUUACUGCCCCAAACGUGGUACAUUUGGGCACGCAAGAGACAAUAACAGUUCAAGUCCAUGGAGCACAGAGGCCUGUGCAAGUUACUGCAUACUUCAAAGAUGAGACAAGAAAUCAGCUCCUAUCAGAGAGGAUCACCUUUAACCUUAACCAAAAUAACAACUACCAAGCAAUGGAAAAACUAAUGGUCAAGCCAGGGAGCGUGCAAGAGGAUCUGUUCAAGAAGAAUAAUCGGCCGCAUGUCCUGCUAGUCACCGAAAGCACGGACCUUUAUAAGAAAACCACUGAAAGCAUUCGCAUCCUCCUGUCUUCCAAGAAAGGCUACAUUUUUAUUCAGACAGAUAAGCCUAUAUACACACCAAACUCAAAAGUAAAAUACAGGAUCUUCAUUUUGGACAAUGCUAUGAGGCCAACAGAUGAUACAGUUACAGUUGCUGUGCUUAAUUCGAAAGGAAUGGUGGUUAAAAAGUCAAACCGGAAAAUAAAAACAGCGUUCAGUGAAAAUUUUGAAAUACCUGACAUUGCUGAGCCUGGAACUUGGAAAAUUGAAGCCUGGUUUCAUCAAUAUGAGAUGUCAAAUGUUUCUGCUGAAUUUGAAGUUAAAUAUUAUGAACUUCCGUCUUUUGAAGUCAAACUCAUCCCACUUCAGCCAUACUACCACAUCUGGAAUGAAAACUUUGUGUUUGAUAUUGAGGCAAAACACUCUUAUGGGAAAGGGAUUCAAGGUGCUGCAUAUGUGCGAUUUGGUGUAAUUGAUGAAAACGAGAAAAAGGUCUUUGUUCCAGGCCUGGAGCAGCAGCUAUCGAUUCAGAAUGGAAAAGGAAAAGUUACUUUAAAUACAACACUUCUGGAAGAGAAAUUAAGAAGGAGUAUUUCCACUCUGGAAGGGUUUCAUUUAUAUGUUGCUGUUACCACUGUAGAAACUGCAAGUGGUGAGAUGAGGGAAGAGGAACUCACCAAUGUGAAGUUUGUGAAAUCUCCUUAUGUUGUUGAUCUGUCUAACACCAAAAAGUUUUUUGUGCCUGGAGCCUCCUUCUCUGUUGUGGCAUUUCCUUGAAGUGCUUCUGUCACUUUGAUUGAUGGCUCUCCUGCUGCCUCUCUACCUGUCACUGCUACUGUCACCUUGCCUGGAAAACCCCCAGUGAAGAAGACUGCACUUUCUAAUAAAGACGGUCUAAUCUCCUUUAUAUUUGACAUCCCUGGAGAUGCUCAGAUGCUUCAAAUAAUGGUAAAGGCUGAAGAGGGAAAAGAAAAGUUAGAAUCACCUGAAGCCAGUGUCAGAGCUGAAAGAUACCAGUCUGCUUCCCCAAACUACCUCAGCAUCAGCAUCCCGCAUACUCUCGUGGCACCUGGAGAUACCUUGCGCAUCACCCUGAAUGACAUCCAUCAGUCUGGCAGUGCAAAGAUCGACUAUUUCUAUUAUAUGGUUGUGGCAAAGGGACAAGCUGAGAUUUUGGGGAGGGUCGCCUCCUCAGACAAAAUAAUAAGACUUAAAAUCAAUGAGAGGAUGGUGCCUGCCUUUCGCUUUUUAGCUUACUACUUCAUUAAGAAUGAGGACCGUCAAGAGAUCAUCGCUGAUUCUGUAUGGGUGGACGUUAUGGAUGUCUGUGAAGGAAAGAUUAACGUGAGAACGGAACGAGAGAUAUAUGAACCAACAGACAGCGUCAAUUUGCUGAUUGAAACGGACCAUGCGGGAACAGUGGCCUUAGCUGUGGUUGAUAAAGCAGUUUUUAUUCUGAACAAGAAAAAUAAGCUUACAGCCAAAAAAGUAUUUAAUGCUAUGAAUUCAUAUGAUCUUGGAUGUUCUCCUGGUGGUGGUGCAAAUAGUGCUCAAGUUUUUACUGAUGUUGGUCUGGCCUUUUUAUCAGAUACAAUUAAAUCCAACAUUCGGGAAGGCUAUAAAUGUUCCCAGGUUAGCAGAAGACAGAAGAGGGAUUUGGAUUUUCAGAAGAAAAUGUCAGGAAUCGUCAGCAAAUAUCAAAACACUGAUCUACGAAAAUGCUGUGAAGAUGGGAUGAAAUUAAAUCCCAUGAGGCUUCCUUGUGCGAAAAGGCUAACAAAGGUGGCUGGCUCCCCCAAGUGCAGAAACGCCUUCCAGGACUGCUGUGAGAAAGCCACAGCCCUCAGGAACGAGGCGAAGAAGAGGAUCAGAGUGGGCUUGGCACGAUACUAUGAUGAAUAUGACGAAAUGUUUGAUGAAACCUCUGUCAACUUGCGGAGCUAUUUUCCUGAGAGCUGGUGGUGGAAUUUUGAAGAAGUGAAAAACCCUGGAAAACAUAGUGUUAAAAACUUUGCUCCUGACUCUAUAACUACCUGGGAAGUUCAGGCAAUAAGCAUAUCUCCCCAAAAAGGAUUUUGCAUAGCUGACCCCCACACUUUUGCAGUUUUCAAAGACUUUUUUGUAUCCCUAAGAUUACCAUACUCCGUCAGACGACAUGAGCAACUAGAAAUAAGAGCAGUGGUUUACAACUACCUGUCCAGCGAUCUCCAGGUUACAGUGAGGAUGGAUGCAGUCAAGGGGCUCUGCACCACAGAGGCGGCAGAGAAGUCUCCGCAGAUGACACUGGUGGCCAAGGGGAACUCUGCAACACCUGCCUACUUCUCAGUUGUCCCUCUGACUGUGGGAGAAAUCCCAAUUACUAUUACCGUUUUUGAUACCAUUUCUGGGUACGCUGACAGCAUUAGGAAGAACCUCAAAGUUUUGGCUGAAGGUAUUUUACAGAGAGAAGAAAAGACUGUUUGCAUUAGCAGUGACUUAAGGUCCCAUACACUGGAGCUGAACAAACCACCUGAUAUGGUGCCGGGUUCUGACAGUCAUGUGCUUGUUAGCCUGAAAGGGAAUAUGAUGGAUGAGUCUGUUGAAAAUUGUCUUAGUCUCACUGGAGUCGAGAAACUUAUUAAAGUGCCCACAGGCUGUGCAGAGCAAACAAUGGUGAAAAUGGCCCCUGCGGUCUACGCUAUUGAGUACUUGGAUGCCAGUGAGCAGUGGGUGAACUUCAAUCUUGAACAGAAGGAGGAGGCCAUUAAUAUGAUUGAAAAAGGUUAUGCUAGACUGCUUGAGUUUCAGAAGGCAGAUGGCUCCUAUGGAGCAUUUAGAGUAAUCCCCAGUAGUGUAUGGUUAACUGCAUUCAUUGUUAAAGUACUCACAAGGUGCAGAGAAUACAUUAGUAUCCAAGACAGUCACAUACGCAGCUCGAUUUCCUACUUGAUUAAUCAACAGCAGGCAGAUAAUUCCUUCCACGACCAUCACCCAGUAUUGGACAGGACUAUGCAGGGUGGCAUUGGGUCAGCAGAAGAGGAUUUGGCUUUGACAGCAUUUGUAACUAUAGCAUUGCAACAGACUCUACAGGUCUACAAGUCACCUGACGUGGUACAAGUGAUUAGAGGAGCCGUGGCUUACAUGAGAAAUCAACUUUCAAGGAAUUCUAACUGCUAUUCUACAGCCAUCACUGCUUAUGCUCUAACACUUGUGCAGUCUAAUGGUGAAGAAGCCCAGUUUGCAAAAGAAAAAUUAAGAGGCUGUUCUGUUUUUGAUGCAGCAAAGAAGCAGCGCUACUGGGGAAAUGGCAAAAACGCACUCUCAGUGGAAACCACUGCCUAUGCAUUGCUUCAAACAUUGCUCCUGAAAGAUAUAGAGUAUGCAAGGCCUAUUGCUACGUGGCUGACGGAAAAAAGGAACUAUGGUGGAGGAUACUGCUCUACACAGGACACAGUGGUGGCCCUAGAAGCUCUGUCAGCAUACAGCAUACAGACAUUGAACACUGCUUCCACUGACCUGACUGUACGACUGGGAACACCUGGAAGACAAAAGGACUACAGCAUUACUCUAACCGAUACUGAUGACGCAGUUCAGAAGCAGCUAGAGUUUGAACUUGGGAGAAAUCUUGAAGUGUCUGUACGUGGCAGAGGAACUGGGACAAUGAGUGUAUUAAAAGUGUACUGGUCUUCUGAGCUGAAGAACACCACAUGUAAUGAUUUGAUUUUGACGGUGGAAAUGGAAGGGAACAUUCAGUACUCGGAAGAUGCAUACUCUGAUGAAAUCGAAGAUUAUGGGGAUUUAAUUGCUGCAGAAAGCAACACGUUUCAGCGACUGCCUGGAAUAGAGUGGUUUGAUAUUCACAGCAGAAGGAAAAGGGAUAUCUCUCCCAGUAAAGCAGAAUUGCUGCAGUACAAAGUCUGUGCCAGGUCCACAGGUCCCAAUGCACCCAAGAUGUCCCUGGUUGAGCUGUCUCUGCUGAGUGGCUUGGAGCCUGACACAAAGGAUCUCGAACAGUUGGUGAUGUCUUCAGACCAGUACAUUCAGCACUAUGAGUACAAGGAAGGAAAGGUUUUGCUCUAUUUCGGUGAGCUCCCAAGUGGACCGGAGCCAGAUUGUGUAUCAUUUGGGGCAAAGCAAAUCAAUCCCAUGGGCUUGGUUCAGCCAGCAAGUGCCAUCCUCUAUGAUUUUUACAACCCUGACAGAAAGUGCACUGUAUUCUACAGUGCUCCCAAGCACAGCGCCAUGCUUUCAAAGGUGUGCCACACCAGUGUUUGCCAGUGUGCAGAAGGUCCCUGCCCAAGACAAAAAUCAACUUUCAGUAAAGCUGUAACACAAAUCACACGCUUUCAUUUUGCCUGCUACCAGCCUACUGCGGAUUAUGUGUACGAGGUGGAGGUCCUCAACAGUACACAGAAGAAUGUGUUUGAUUACUAUGAGGCCAAAAUCCUCACAGUCCUUAAAUCCACUAUGGAUGAAAGCAUCCAAGUGGGCACCCACCGACAGUUCCUAGCGCGCUCCACAUGCAACUUGAACAUGGUUGCCGGCAAACGGUACCUCCUCAUGGGGAAAGAUGGGCAAACGGUUGAUUGCAACAACAAGAUGCAGUAUUUCCUUGAUGCACAAACCUGGGUAGAGAAAAUUCCAGACAACAGCCAGUGCCGCACCACCCUGCACCGGCAAGCCUGUGCUCACUUGAAGGACUUCAUGAUCGUGACUGACAGCCUGUGCACCUUAUGA
Molecule: messenger RNA, 5067 nt
Organism: Egretta garzetta (little egret)
Lineage: Eukaryota; Metazoa; Chordata; Aves; Pelecaniformes; Ardeidae
Product: complement C4
Exons: 41
Biological process (GO): complement activation
Cellular component (GO): extracellular region
Molecular function (GO): protein binding; endopeptidase inhibitor activity
Source: RefSeq, a predicted model, not a curated record